GGACAACCCUGCUACCUCACCGCACCUCUCGUCAACGCAGCACGCCUGAAUGCCGACCAAGACGUCGCCCGCCUCGCUCCGUGCCAGGCAAUCCUGCAGCACACGGCGUGUGGUCUGAACCCACGGUGGCAGCUGCCGUGCUUCGGGCCACUCCUCCGUGCUGUUCUCGGACGGCACGCCCCACCUGAGGACAGACUUUUUCGGACCUUUGCGGGGGCAUUCAUGAUCGUGCGCUCCGCAGCGAUUACGCGCCUGCCGCUCGACGUCUAUUGGUACUUACUGGCGGAGCACUUUGGCGCCGGUUGUGCCCUGCGCGUGCCGUGGGCGAUGGAGCGGCUUUGGCGACACCUCUUCAUGUGCCGUGAAUGCACACCGCACCAGAAGCUCGAGCUGCCUGUCUUGCGGGACCGGCGAUGCCGCGGGGUCAAUGGCUCCCGCGCGGCGCGGACCGGCCCGCCCGACUAUGUGGCCUUCCCGCCGGAGCCACUUGCGGGGUUCGCCUGGGCUAUCUAACCCGAACCCGAACCCGAACCCGAACCCGAGCCCGAUUCCGAGCCCGAUUCCGAGUCCGGAGCUGCGCUGCACGCUGGGGGACGAGUACGAGAUGAUCGCCUCGAGCGGCGGCGAGAACAGCUGCAUCACCUUCGAGCAGUUCAAGGCGAUGAUGCUCAAGGACAUGAAGGCUUUCUCCUUGACGAACCGGAAUCGGGUCUCGAC
Molecule: messenger RNA, 717 nt
Organism: Emiliania huxleyi CCMP1516
Lineage: Eukaryota; Haptophyta; Isochrysidales; Noelaerhabdaceae
Exons: 2
Coding region: 223-513 (96 amino acids)
Source: RefSeq, a predicted model, not a curated record